Molecule: messenger RNA, 1080 nt
Organism: Effrenium voratum
Lineage: Eukaryota; Dinophyceae; Suessiales; Symbiodiniaceae
Source: the annotation of a GenBank genome assembly
AUGGGCUCACCCUUCGACUGGGAUGCUUUGGAGAAGAACGAGGGGCCGCUGGAGGAGCUGCUGCAGAACGCGCGGCCCAAGUGGAGCGAAAGGGAGCUCUCCGGGGCGGCCCGGAAGCUUCGCCUGCUGGGCCUGGCAAACAAGGCGGCGCUGAGGCAGGCGCUGCAGGAGGAUACGUUGAACCAGCAGCUGCAGCAGGCCGGCUGCAAGACGUUCAGCCGCGAGGCACUGGAGGCGCUCUGCCGGGAGCUGGGCGUGGCAGGACCCGAUGAGGUCCCCGUCGAGGCCGAGAGCGAAGGCGCGGCCAGCGAGUGGGUGGUGGCCUUCGACCGGGUGGCGCUCAGGGCCCACUGCUCCCUCGAGGCCGAGGUCCUCGGAGUGUUGGUGCGCGGCCGGGUGGUGCGUGGCGUGCUGCACCAGGCGGAAAACCGCCCCUGGCUGCGGCUGAGGCUGGAGGAUGUGAACGGGCCCAGCGUGGAGUGGCGGGUCAACAGCAAGGCGCCCUUGUGCAGCGAGAAGUCCUGGAGCAGCAAGGUCAAGGACCUCGAGGAUGCCACGGUGUUGGGCCACGUGGAGUCGGGCUGGCUGCGGACCCAGCGGGGCUUCGUGCCCUUGAGGGAUUCGCAAGGUGCGCCCCUGGUCAGCCGAAGCCCAGAGAGGUUUGGGUGGCUGCUGGUGCGCGCCGAGCACCUGGGCCUGGGCGAUCUGCUGCUGCCGUUGGACGGCGAGCCAGGCGACGAGGCGGCGGCGGCGGCGGGCGUGCGGCUGCGGCGCCUGCCCGGGCGCGGGCUGGGCCUCUUCGCGGCGCGGGACUUCCAACGAGGCAGCUGCGUGCUGGAGGAGCGGCCUUUCUUCAAGCGGCCCAGCCUGGCUCAGCUGAAGCAGCAAAAGCUGCUCACCAAGUCUUUCUGGGGGAAGUUCCAGCAGAUCAAAGCGCCGCUGGAUGAUGAGAGCCACGUCUUCGCCUCCACGGCGAUGCUGCGCAGCGGCCUGGGCUUCUGCCAGGCCUCGCGGCUGGUGCAGCAGAUGGUCUUGGAGCUGCACCAUCCUCCGCUGGAUUCGGGCCACCCCUUGGUGUGA